AUGCUCAGCCGCUCUCUACGAGCGACAGUCCUCGCCUCUCGACGCACAGUCGUAUUACACCCAUUUCCCGUCUCUGCACAUAUACUCGCACGCACAUACGCCACUCCUGCCGAUAAUAACAAUGGCAAGCGGGACGAGAAGCGCGACGUAGAGGACAAGGAGAAGAGAAAGGACGACGACUCGGAGCUGUCCGGCCUCGAGGGCUUCUUCCGCCGCUACCAUCAGCAGCAGAACGAGCAGAAGAACGCCGGAGAGAAGAAUUCUGGCAACGGGAACCGCAACCCGCCCCCACCGCCUGGCGGAAACCAGCAACCCAACAUUAACAAUCUCCUCCUAUGGACGAUAGCUGGGACCGUGUUGUGGAAUCUCACAUCCCCGGGCUCUGCCGGCUCGCGCGAGAUCACCUGGCAGGAGUUCCGGACCGCCUUCCUCGACAAGGGCCUCGUCGACAAGCUCACCGUCGUGAACAGGAGCAAAGUACGCGUCAAGCUGCACUCGAACGCGACGGGCCAGAUGUACCCCUCGGCGUUCGGUGCUGGCGAGUACUACUUCUCUAUUGGCUCGGUCGAGGCCUUCGAGCGCAAGCUGGAGGAGGCCCAGGACGAGAACGGCGUCGGCUCCAACGAGCGCAUCCCCGUCGCGUACCACGACGAAAUUUCCGCCGUCGGCACACUGCUAUCGUUCGCUCCCACCAUCCUCUUCGCUGGCUUCCUCUUAUGGAUGUCUCGCCGUGGUGCCUCGUCUGGCGGCGGGCCAGGCGGCAUCUUCAACAUUGGCAAGAGCAAGGCGAAGAUGUUCAACAAGGAUACGGACGUCAAGGUCCGCUUCCGCGAUGUCGCUGGCAUGGACGAGGCGAAGGAGGAGAUCAUGGAGUUCGUCAAGUUUCUUCAGGAGCCGGCGAAGUAUCAGAAGCUCGGAGCCAAGAUUCCCCGCGGCGCCAUCCUCUCUGGGCCCCCCGGUACCGGAAAGACGUUGUUGGCAAAGGCGACAGCAGGCGAGGCCAACGUGCCCUUCCUCUCGGUGUCUGGCUCCGAGUUCGUGGAGAUGUUCGUCGGUGUUGGUUCAUCGCGUGUCCGCGACUUGUUCCAGUCAGCUCGCAAGAACGCACCAUGCAUCGUCUUCGUCGAUGAGAUAGACGCUAUCGGCAAGGCGCGUAGCAAGGGCGGCUUUUCGGGCGGUAACGACGAACGCGAGUCAACGCUCAACCAGCUCCUCGUCGAGAUGGAUGGAUUCGGCACAAACGAGCACGUUGUCGUGCUUGCUGGUACCAACAGGCCAGAUGUGCUCGACCCUGCGCUCAUGCGUCCCGGGCGUUUCGACAGGCAUAUCGCCAUCGACCGCCCAGAUGUUGGUGGACGCAAGGGCAUCUUCGAAGUCCACUUGAAGCCCCUUCGUCUUUCGCCAGACCUGCCCGCGCUCGACGCCUUCGCUCAGAAGCUCGCUGUGCUCACGCCCGGCUUCUCUGGCGCUGACAUUGCCAAUGUGUGUAACGAGGCAGCGUUGCACGCUGCCCGUCACGGUCAUGAGCAUGUUCUUGAGCGCGACUUUGAGACCGCUAUUGAGCGUGUCAUCGUCGGUCUCGAGCGCAAGUCGCGCGUUCUCAGCCCGCAGGAGAAGAAGACCGUUGCGUACCACGAGGCGGGUCACGCUGUCUGCGGAUGGUUCCUUGAGCAUGCCGAUCCAUUGCUCAAGGUCAGCAUCAUUCCUCGUGGAGUCGGUGCUUUGGGCUAUGCGCAAUACCUCCCCCCAGACCGCUAUUUGCUCUCAACCCCGCAGAUGUUGGACCGCAUCUGCAUGACCCUUGGCGGACGCGUGUCAGAGGAGAUAUUCUUUGGCUAUGAGAACAUCACGACCGGCGCUCAGGACGACUUGCAGAAGAUCACCAAGAUGGCAUUCGAAGCGUGUGCAAACUACGGCAUGAACGACAUCAUUGGGCCCGUCUCGUAUGGUGGCCGGAAGGGCUCUGAGGAGAGCUUAACCAAGCCCUUCAGCGAGAAGACCGCUGAGAUGCUCGACUUCGAGGUCCGCAAAAUGAUCACCGAGGCGCAUGCGCGCACCAAGAAGUUGUUGACAGACCACCGGGAAGAUGUAGAGAAGGUCGCGAAGCUAUUACUUGAGCGGGAAGUCAUCACCCGUCUGGACAUGCGCAACAUGCUCGGCAAGCGACCGUACGGUCGUGGAGAUGACAUGGACAACUGGCUUGAUGAGCAUCAGCACGGCAGCGAAAGCAGCGCUCCUCCGCCGCUUGAACGUCCUGUUGACCCAGAGCCCACGCCCGAGCCUACGCCUGGCGUUGCCAGUUCACCACUUCCGCGUGGCCCUGACGCGCACCCAUAA
Molecule: messenger RNA, 2337 nt
Organism: Peniophora sp. CBMAI 1063
Lineage: Eukaryota; Fungi; Basidiomycota; Agaricomycetes; Russulales; Peniophoraceae
Source: the annotation of a GenBank genome assembly